Molecule: messenger RNA, 437 nt
Organism: Mycena citricolor
Lineage: Eukaryota; Fungi; Basidiomycota; Agaricomycetes; Agaricales; Mycenaceae
Source: the annotation of a GenBank genome assembly
AGUCUUCAAAUUCACUUCUCUUUUCGACUUCAUUUUUGGGUUGAUUGUCACACGGAUCAUCCCUUGUUUUAUAUGGCUGACAUCUUAUGCUUUACGCAACACGUGCAGUAUGAGAAAUCGGGUGGAUUGGUAUUCAUCUCUGAUUAUCAAGGGUCCAAGUUACUUUUGAGUGACCCGCAGAUAAUGACUUCUCCAUGAUGAUAUCUCCAAGAAGAGCAUGUUUGGUGGCGGAAACAUUGGUGCACUGUUCACAGCAUUCCCUGAGAAGCACAAAUGCUCCGGAUAUUGCUGUUUCUUUGGAUUGAAGUCACUUGUUUAAAUGUUGAUGGAUCCUGGCUCUCAAUUGCGCAUUUUCAUCCAUUUACAUUUAGUUUCAUUUGUAGUGACAAGCGCAGAUACACCCUGGCCCCGCAAUCAAUUGAACUGAUGUCCCAUCA